Loa loa (African eye worm) is the source of this 846-nucleotide messenger RNA. RefSeq lists its product as hypothetical. The coding region runs from base 12 to 776 and encodes 254 amino acids. NCBI's taxonomy places the organism in Eukaryota, Metazoa, Nematoda, Chromadorea, Rhabditida, Onchocercidae. The transcript has 6 exons. The record is from RefSeq and is a predicted model, not a curated record.
AAAUUUCAGUGAUGAAAUUUGGAGCAACACACCUAUUAACGUAUGUUUUAAUAACGCCAGUUAUCGUAUGCCAACAACGACAUAAGGAUAAAGAUGAUGCAUACGUUGAUUUGAUUCCACUUAAUUUGAUACCAGAAGGUUGUAGUUUUGAUUCCUACUACGGUUAUGGAAUCGUAGAUGGAAGCUUGGAGAAAUGUGAUAAAUAUUCUGAAGCUAAAGCUGGAGGUGAAGAAUUCAGUUCCGAAUAUGAGGAAAUCAAAUGUCGUACUUUAAGAGUGCAUGGAAGAAUGAAAAAUAACAAAUGUGAAUGCAAGCCUGGAUGGAAGGGACCAAUUUGUAACGAAUACUAUGGAUGUCCCACUGGCUUCUCCCUAUACAAUAGUGUAUGUACACCAAAUUCAUGCCAACAUAAUGGAACGAUCGCUAUUGGUUCUAAACAGAUCGAAUGCAUUUGUCGGGCUCCAUGGGAUGGCCGAAACUGUGAACGACUUGCGUGUUGGCGAAUGGCUUCGAAAGAACAUGAAAGGAGAUGGCGCAAUGCGGGUGACAGAUGUCGUUGUGCCGAUGAAUAUGAAGGCGACAAUUGUGAUAAGAUUAUCAAAUGUAGAAAUGAUGGUGAAGUUGUCGAUGGAAGUUGCAAAUGUAAGGAUCCAUUUUAUGGAGAAAUCUGCGAAAAGAAAUGUCCUGCAAAUCAGACAUGUGGCGCGAUAGCUAUCUGGUUCUCACCGGCUAUCAUAUUCUUAGCGUUUCUAUGUUUCUGCUUAAUUCGAUUGUAAGUUAAUUUCUUCCGAAAUCCUGGUAAUUUAAUCAAUGGAAAAACGACGGAAAAAAGAACAGUUAGUGGAA